AUGGGACCAGUUCGCAAACUUCGCAAGAUCGCCAAGGUCGAAGAGGUCAGUUUUGACCCAGCAGACCGAGAGGAAUUCUUGACUGGAUUCCGAAAACGCAAGCAGCAGCGCAUCAAGCAUGCGCAAGAAAUUGCUGCGAAAAGAGCAAAAGAAGAGAAGCGCCUUGAUCGCCAAAAGAUUCGAGCAGAGCGCGCAGCCGAGUUUCAACAUGCGAUAGAAGAGCACAAGCGACAACUCAAGCUCCUGAAGGCGGAGGAUACCAGCGAUAACGAGAUUGGCGAAUCUGGAUCAGACGACGAAAGCGACGAGGAAUGGCAGGGGAUUGAGGAACCACCCGCGGUCGACUACGAAGCCGAAUACAUCGACGAAGACAAAUAUACUACCGUCACAGUGGAAGAGAUAGAUUCUUCAAGAGACGGUCUGCGAAAAUCAAUCCUUGGGGAAGACGUUGAGGCAGAGAACAAAGCGAAGGCAGAGAAGGCGGCGAAGCGUUUGGCGCAGGAAGAAGAAGAAGCCGCUCGAUUGGCCAAAAAGAGAAAACCCACGGCGGACAAGCCCAAGAAGAAAAAGAAGCAAUUCCGGUACGAAAGCAAGCAAGAUCGCAAGCUUGCUGCAGCGAAACAGCGUCUGUCCAAAGCAAAGAAGGCUAAGGCGCGGCGAGAGAAAUGA
This is a messenger RNA of Penicillium diatomitis, 669 nucleotides long. Its product is annotated as rRNA-processing protein RRP17. The record is from RefSeq and is a predicted model, not a curated record. The transcript is spliced from 2 exons. Gene Ontology annotation, cellular component: nucleolus. Gene Ontology annotation, molecular function: RNA binding. NCBI's taxonomy places the organism in Eukaryota, Fungi, Ascomycota, Eurotiomycetes, Eurotiales, Aspergillaceae. Bases 1 to 669 code for a protein of 222 amino acids.